UGUGUUGCAGAAGUGAGAAGUGCCACACUGGACGCUCUCUGUUCACUGUCACUGAACAACACACACUUUGCCAAUAUGGCGCUGGACUUUCUGGUCGACAUGUUCAACGAUGAAAUCGAAGAUGUGCGACUGAAAGCCAUUCAUGCACUCACCAAAAUAUCCCGGCACAUUGUGCUCAGGGAAGACCAGCUGGAGACUAUCCUCUGUGCUUUGGAGGAUUUCUCAAUGGACGUGAGAGAAGGUCUCCACAGUAUGAUGGCCGCAUGUCGGCUCUCUACCAAGGGCUGUCUCAAGAUGUGUGUCGAACGGCUACUAGAUAAUCUCAAAAGGUACCCACAAGACAAGAAAUCCACCUGGCACUGCCUACAGAAGAUAGGAGCUCUGCACCCCGAGCUAACCUUGCCGUUGGUUCCGGAACUGCUGUCUAUUCAUCCGUUCUUCGACAUGCCGGAACCGGAUGUGGAGGACCCGGCCUACCUGUCGGUGCUCAUUCUGGUGUUCAACGCCGCCCAACAUUGUCCCACAAUGGUGCAGCUGUUCGAAGACGUCACUGUGCAGCAUUAUAGUUAUCUAAGGUCGACUAUACCUCAUUUGGUGCCGCAUUUGAAGUACUGCGGCGCGCACGCGACCGAACUCGCACCAGUCCCGACCUCCUCGCUUCGCUUCCUUGACAGCAUCCUGUCCCGCGUGGCAGCCGCCCCAUCUCCCCGCGUCUCAGCCACCCUCCUGGAGGCUGCCGGCCGCCAUCUUGCCACUCUGUCCGACAUAGACGCCACUGUUGCUGGGUUGCGCACUUCCUCAGUCUACAUUGCCAGUCAACUGCAGUUGGGCAAACUGUUGGCCGACAACCGGUGCUACAGCAACAACACCACCUCGCUGCAAGCCAAUCCAGUGCGCAACUCUAUUGCGCAUCUCUUGCAGUUGUGUCUCAAGCUAGAAUACCUGUUUGCUGGACUAGAUGAAAAAGAUGUGGCUGCUGUGAAACAGUUGAAACUGCGCACCCUGGCGCUUCAACUCGUCUACAUUGUCAGAGCGUCCAAUUUAUCAGCACUUGCCCGUGUGACAACUUCCUACUGCAAGUCGAAAGCACCGAACGGUAUUUGAGCGAGACAGGUCUGGCGCCUGAACAGUCACGUGUUCAGUAUUCAAGAGAUGAGUGGUUUGGAGGAAGCCAAGCCUGGAACGGUGGCUCGUAUCCUACUGCCUUUGCUGCAGAAAUCGGUUCAUCCUCCGCCUCCCAGGCCAAGCAC
This is a messenger RNA of Nilaparvata lugens (brown planthopper), 1250 nucleotides long. RefSeq names its product integrator complex subunit 4-like. Gene Ontology annotation, cellular component: integrator complex. The record is from RefSeq and is a predicted model, not a curated record. Gene Ontology annotation, biological process: snRNA processing. Lineage: Eukaryota; Metazoa; Arthropoda; Insecta; Hemiptera; Delphacidae.